Messenger RNA from Erythranthe guttata (spotted monkey flower), 1044 nucleotides. Its product is annotated as alpha carbonic anhydrase 1, chloroplastic. The record is from RefSeq and is a predicted model, not a curated record. Gene Ontology annotation, biological process: one-carbon metabolic process. NCBI's taxonomy places the organism in Eukaryota, Viridiplantae, Streptophyta, Magnoliopsida, Lamiales, Phrymaceae. Gene Ontology annotation, molecular function: zinc ion binding; carbonate dehydratase activity.
AUCGAUCUAUAUAUAUUGGUGGUCGUCGUGUUGGAGAAGAAGAAGAAGAAGAAGAAGAAGAAGAAGAAGAUAUAGUUCAUAUAAAUGGCUUCUACUUUGGCUAAUUUAUUCACUGUCGUCACAGCUACUCUGCUGAUUGCGGGCUCGUACGCUUUUACCACACUAAAGGUUGCUGAUGAUAAACCUCUGCAGUUCACAUACUCGGGGGCAACCGGGCCGGACAAAUGGGCCGGGCUGAACCCGAACUUCUCGCUGUGUGCAAGUGGGAAAUCGCAGUCGCCGGUCGACAUUGUUACGGAGAAAGCUGUAACGAACAACGAGUUGAAGCCACUCGUAAGAGAUUAUCGUCCGACUGUCGAUAAUGUUACUUUGGUCGACUACAAAUUCACUGUUGGGAUAGAGUACCCUGAGCAUACAGGAUCAAUAAUUGUAGAUAACAAGCAGUAUUCCUUCAAGCAAAUGCACUGGCAUUCUCCUUCCGAACACCGAAUUAAUGGACACCGAUUUGCAACGGAGAUGCACAUGGUACACGUUGCAGACGACGGCAAAGUUGCCGUAGUGGGGACACUUUUCAAAAACGGGCGCCCCGAUCCGAUUCUUCAAAAGAUACACAAGGAAUUGAACGAACUUGCGUACAAUGUGAAGAGCAACGAGGAGGCAGCAAGUCGAAUAGUAUUCGGGCCCUUUCACACGACGGAGUUAACGAAAACUCCAAACAAAUACUACAAAUACAUUGGCUCUUUCAGUGCUCCUCCUUGCACUGAAAAUGUUAUCUACCUAAUCCUUGCUAAUGUGAGAUCAAUAUCAAGUGAACAAGUACAGUCUCUCAAGGCUCCUCUGGAUAUGAGAUGCAAGUACAAUGCCAGGCCAUGUCAACCUAUGAAUGAAAGACACGUGGAGGUGUACCAGGAUAAUUCCAUUGCUCAUACCAGGAUUAAUUAUUAAUUCCAUUUGUAAACAAUACAUAUAUCAUAUAUGCGAUGCAGAUGAGAAUGAAAUUUGCCUAGAAAUUAAUUGUUGUUGAUUGAGUACGUGCGUGUGUGU